AUGCGAGAAACACCAGGUAUGCCUCCUUCGAACUGGAGCGCUGUGAACUGGGGGGUGCGUGGAGGCGAGUUCCUCUACGACAUCCCCAACACUAUCCAGUCCAGCCGCACCGGCGAGGCAUCCGGCCUUGAGCUCUACCUCCUGGACCCCCCGACAUCCUUCAGUGGCUUCGAUGUCGGCGACUACACAAGAAUCCCGUUGGACACCUUCCAGGCCCGCCUGGCACUCAUCGUCAACUCAUUCUUCCACGCCAGCCUCAACACGAGCAAAUUUGUCGGUGCCGAUGGCGUCAACGGUACGGACAGCCCGGAUGACCCUUCAUUCCCGGGGAGCCCCUCGCUGCAGCACGGCAACGCGACCGGGACGUGGACGGAGUUCACGCCGUCGAGGUACGAGGUCAAGCCGGCCUGGUUGACGCUGUACCUCGUCUCGACGACCGUUCUAGCCGUCUGCGCGAUUGCGAGUGUCACUAUCAGCGCGCUCACACGUGCCCCGGACCUGUUCUGUGGCGUGUCGUCGUUGACCAGGGACUCGGCUUUCAUGACCCGCGUGCCUGAGGGAGGAAGUUCGCUCUCGGGGUCGGAUCGAGCGAGACACCUGCAGGAUGUGUGGGUAAGGAUUCAGGAUGUCAAGCCGGAGGAUGAUGUGGGGAGGAUUGCGUUUAGUGAUCAGAAAGAGCUGGGGGCUGGAGCUACUUUGCGCUGGGAGAGGAAGUAUGAAUGA
Messenger RNA from Lasiodiplodia theobromae, 723 nucleotides. RefSeq lists its product as uncharacterized. Bases 1 to 723 code for a protein of 240 amino acids. The record is from RefSeq and is a predicted model, not a curated record. Lineage: Eukaryota; Fungi; Ascomycota; Dothideomycetes; Botryosphaeriales; Botryosphaeriaceae. The transcript has a single exon.